This is a messenger RNA of Halichondria panicea, 1891 nucleotides long. RefSeq lists its product as uncharacterized. Gene Ontology annotation, molecular function: metalloendopeptidase activity; protein binding; zinc ion binding. Bases 119 to 1819 code for a protein of 566 amino acids. The record is from RefSeq and is a predicted model, not a curated record. NCBI's taxonomy places the organism in Eukaryota, Metazoa, Porifera, Demospongiae, Suberitida, Halichondriidae. Gene Ontology annotation, biological process: proteolysis; signal transduction. The transcript is spliced from 8 exons.
UACAUUGGUAGCAAAAGGAGGGGCAACUUCCUGAUGUUUCUUGUUUCUACCAUGUACCAGCUAGCUUGAUCUCUAUCAUACUACGUACGUAUGUACAGCUACAAUAGUGUUCUUCAAGAUGGAAAAAGAAGCAAUGGUUAUUUUGGGACAAAACAAGAGGAAGGUUCAGUACCGUGCUGGCUGCUGCCUCAAUGACUUGAUCAAAGCAGUAGAAAAGAAGUUUUCCAAUGUCCUUGCUGAAAACAACCAGAGAGUCUUCCUAUUGCAGCAAUGGAACAAUGACUAUAAGGAGUAUGAAGACAUAUGCGACGAGCAGCCUGACAUUCCAGACAAGUCCAAGAUAAUGGCGAAGACGCGUGCAAGGGAGCCUGUCCCUGUUGAGGCUAAACAGAGAAAGGAGCCUGUCAGUGCUGACCCUAAGGAGACUAAGGAGACAAAGGAGCCUGUCAGUGCUGACCCUAAGGAGACAAAGGAGCUCUUGACUGAGGUUGCAAAGGAGCCUGCUAGUACUGAGGCUGUCCCUGAUGGUCAACCACCAAAAGCUGAAGAGAGUACUGACAAUGGGGAAACCCCAAAAUAUCCUAUUUGCACUGGUGCCCCUGAAAAAGACGAUCUUAAAUCGAAGGAAGUUAUUGAGACUUCUAACGGUGGGGCUGCUGCACAUGUUUCUCGAAAGAAAAUCUGGGAGGGCAGAGAAGCACUCAAAGUGUACUUCAUGAAUCCCGAUGAGCUUGACGGCUGGAAAAGCCGUGGAGAGCCCAUGAACAUGAGCACUGUGCUGGCUUGGGCACGGGUGUGGAAUGUGCCUUUCUUCAGCGAUACCAUCCCUUACCUCUCUUGGACAGAGGUUGCCGAAAAGGCCGACAUACGAGUGAUUUUUUCACAGACGGAAGGGAACUGGUCGAUGGUGGGUAGGGAUGCCGAGACUGUCACUGAUAAGAGCAAGCCGACCAUGGUGCUGAAUCUCCUGAGCCAUCCAGCAAUUCUCCAAGAGAGUCUGGUCAUCCACGAGUUUGGGCAUGCCCUGGGACUGGAGCACGAACACCAGCGUUCAGACUUCUGGGACGUGGUCGGGAAACACAUUGACAUGGAUGCAAUGAAAGGUGACACCUUUGUGAACCCUCGUCAAGAAAGUGAUGGUGGGAAAUCGUUUGGAAAAGAUUGGUUCAAAGAUACGAAGGCACUUGAAGAAAAGAAGGGAUGUCCUGAGGGUAGCAUGCCUGAAUAUGACCCUGACAGCAUCAUGCAUUACUGGUUCAAAGUAGACUGGAUACAAGACGAAUCACAUCGUUCAGAAGAAUCCAUUGAGAGUGACACUUCACUGACUACCAAAGAGAAGAAGUAUCUCAAGGGCAUUGUUAAGAGAAGCCAGGGAGGCCAACUACUCAAACACCCUUCAAAGAAUGACUACAAGGCACUAGUGGAGGCUUAUGGCAAGAAGUUCAUUGCUCCUGAGAAUUUCGAUACUACAAUAACUCGAAAAGAAAAGUCUACUAUUGGUGGAGAUGGUAUUCUGAGAGUCGAUGUUAAUUUUCGACGUAUCAGGGCUGUUACUUGGGAGGUUCGGAGCUUAUGGCGACAAAUAGGGGAAGAGUUGGGGCUUACAGAAGGUGACGUCGAUGCAAUCGAUGCUAACCAUCACAAAGUGGAAGACAAGUAUGGGGACGUUCUGAAAAAGUGGAUGCACACAGGCAAGGCAAAGACAGACCAGCUGAUUGAUGCUCUCAGAUCACCUACUGUGAAGAGGGCCGACAUUGCUGAUAUGAUUACUGCUUCGACUGGUGAAAAAAGAAAGACUCUUGGACUUCCCAUUCCAUGAACAUUGCUAGCGCUGUGCCUAAUUUUUUUGUUUAUUACCUGCAUUCUGUGCGCUAAUAGGAUUCAUACUCUG